This is a messenger RNA of Nasonia vitripennis (jewel wasp), 6034 nucleotides long. It is a transcript of the gene Gbeta13F, whose product is annotated as guanine nucleotide-binding protein G(I)/G(S)/G(T) subunit beta-1. The record is from RefSeq and is a predicted model, not a curated record. Gene Ontology annotation, biological process: G protein-coupled receptor signaling pathway. NCBI's taxonomy places the organism in Eukaryota, Metazoa, Arthropoda, Insecta, Hymenoptera, Pteromalidae. The transcript has 7 exons. Bases 1438 to 2460 code for a protein of 340 amino acids. Gene Ontology annotation, cellular component: heterotrimeric G-protein complex; cytoplasm. Gene Ontology annotation, molecular function: protein binding; signaling receptor complex adaptor activity.
CUCUCUCUCUCUCUCUCUCUCUCUCUCUCUCUCUCUCUCUAUUACUUUACUUUACGUUCGGCUGCAUUCAAAGCUAACUUCACGUAGUUGUAUCUAUCAGUGCUCUCUUUUGGGUGUGGUCUCCUAUUACUGCUACAGACAGGCAGACGCUUCACCAGCUUCUGUCAACUAACCUACUUCUUUAAUAAUUUAGCGUAGUGCAUAAAUAUAUUCAUGUGAAUUAUGAUAUUCAGUUAGUUGUGCUUUUACAAGUUCAUUAAUCUUGCACAUUUCUGUGACCCGUUAUGUCUUGUAACACUUGUUUGAUCUCGUUUAUUUUAAAGCGACUCUCUCGAUCAACUCUGCCUUCAGUAGACCAAUAUAUAUAUACGGCUGCUAGUGGUAGUAUUAAGUUAAAUUUAUAAAGCAGUUUUUCAAGUUUGUUUUAAUCAGUAGCAACUUCUACCAGUCACCGCGUUAGUGCGCGCGUGCGCGCGUAUUCCAUCAGUGUAUAGACCGAAAGAACAUAGUAUUAAGUAUUACACCCUACGUGAUUUUCAUGCGUGGUAUUAGUUAAGUGCAUCAUCAGCUGCUCUUGUAUAAGCGGACUAAAGUGUUAAAAAUUACUAAAGUGUCAUUCAUUUAUUGAAAGUGGCAGAAUACGAUUGAAAAGUUCAUAGCAAAACUAAGCAGAUAACUAAACCAUAAGGAAUAGAUAUAUUAGUCAACGUGAUCAAACAAAAAAUUGUUGCCGUGUUGGUGCUUAUCAACAAAAGCUCUUGAAUUAAGAAAAGGAGAAAGAGGAGAGAUAGAGAGAGGGGGAAAGAGGGAGAGAGAUUGCGCGAGCGAGAAGGAGGGAGAGAGAGAGGGGUGUCAACAGUUGUGUCUCAAGCGAAUAUGGAAGCAGCGGUGUAUAAUACGGUUAUUGUACUAGUUGAUUUCCGGAGCUAAUGCAAAAGCUUGCAGCAAGUAAAUUUUUGCUAUCGAACGACAUAUAUAGUUUUUCUAUACUACGUAACAGGAACCUAAUCAUAAAGAUAUUAGCCGAUGCGUUCGUUGACGCUAGAUCUAACGAAAUCUUGAUUCCUCAAUAUCCGUUUACGAGAAUGCCGAUGAUAUUCUGACACUGGCUGGAAGGAGGUUUUUAUGUAGCAAACGUUGCUUAAAAAAUAUAUAAGUACUAUACAGUAUCGAUUCGGUGUGAUAUCCAGGUAUUAGAAGAGUCAAUGCUAAAUCAAUAUCAAAGCAGACAAGUCAAGCUUUGUCCAAAGAGCCGUUGCUGCAGUCAAGUAUAACACCUGAAUGAGCAGGUGGUUUCAUAUCCUACACACGAUUUAGAAAACAACUUGAAAGAGCUCAUCAAUUAAAGCACAAUUCAGCUUUAUUUUCUACUCUUUGUUAUCAUCAGUUGGAAGUCACUGGUUUAUAAAUCUAAUAACUAAUCUAAAUAUUCUUACAAUGAAUGAAUUGGAUACUCUUCGCCAAGAGGCAGAAACAUUAAAAAAUGCAAUCAGGGAUGCUCGAAAAAUUGCAUGUGACACAACUCUGGUUCAAGCAACAGCAACUAUGGAACCAAUUGGUCGAAUACAAAUGCGUACAAGGCGUACACUUCGCGGACACUUGGCUAAAAUAUAUGCAAUGCAUUGGGGAAGUGAUUCAAGAAACCUCGUAUCCGCAUCACAAGAUGGCAAACUAAUAGUGUGGGAUAGUUAUACAACUAACAAAGUCCAUGCUAUACCCUUGCGGUCAUCAUGGGUAAUGACAUGUGCUUACGCACCUUCUGGCAGUUAUGUAGCUUGUGGUGGAUUAGAUAACAUAUGUUCUAUCUACAGUCUUAAAACAAGAGAAGGCAACGUCCGAGUGAGCAGAGAACUUCCAGGGCAUACUGGAUACCUCUCCUGUUGUCGAUUUCUUGAUGAUAAUCAAAUCGUUACAAGUUCCGGAGAUAUGUCAUGCGCCUUGUGGGAUAUUGAAACUGGACAACAAUGUACAUCCUUUCUUGGGCACACUGGAGAUGUUAUGUCCUUGUCUUUAGCGCCAGAUAUGCGAACAUUUGUAUCAGGCGCAUGCGAUGCAAGUGCUAAACUCUGGGAUAUUCGUGAAGGAUCAUGUAAACAAACUUUCCCUGGACAUGAAAGUGAUAUUAAUGCAGUCACGUUCUUCCCUAAUGGAUUUGCCUUUGCGACGGGUUCAGAUGAUGCUACUUGCAGAUUAUUUGAUAUACGAGCAGAUCAAGAAUUAGCAAUGUACAGCCACGAUAAUAUAAUUUGUGGCAUUACUAGCGUAGCUUUCAGCAAAAGCGGUCGAUUACUGCUUGCUGGUUACGAUGAUUUUAAUUGCAACGUUUGGGACUCUAUGAAGACUGAACGAGCCGGGAUUCUGGCCGGACAUGAUAACCGUGUAUCCUGUUUAGGCGUUACGGAAGAUGGCAUGGCUGUGGCAACUGGCUCUUGGGAUUCUUUUUUGCGUAUCUGGAACUAAUCAUCGUCAUAUAUUCAAAUGUUCCUUAAGAAAUCAAUGACACGCAAUGAAUAAUGAACGUCAUAAUGUAUCAAAUAAGCCAUAUUAUCCGGUGAAUGGCAGGAAAACUAAUCACCAAAUACGAAAAAGCAGGUAGUGCAAGAAAAAAGUGUUAAAGAAUUCAGAAUGAAUGCCAUCUUAGCAAUCUGUGCCAGAUUGAAAUAAUAAAAAAUCUCAAAAAGAAUUCGUCCUGGAAGAUUAUGAAUCUAAAACUCGGUUUCUCUUGCGGGUCGUGUGAACAGAAUCUCGGGCUUGUGCAUACGCACAUAAAUAUAAAAACUUGACUGCCGUGACCGCGAAACAAUAGACCGAUCGAUAAGAUCGUUUAAUGCAACUGCUACAGUCUUACGUGACUUUAGUCAUUUAUUAUAAUGAUACAAAGUUCGUAACGCUCAUUAUAAUAAUGAUGACAAUGCUUAAGAAAAUAAUUAGAAGCAGCAAAAUGUAAGAAUAAGAAUUAUAUGAGAAAAAAUUCAUAAACGUGGUUUAGGCAAACAGAAAACUAAAAGACUUUAUGCAGAAAGACCAAAGUCACUAUCAUUAUUGUUAUAAUCGUAUCAUUUUUUCACCUCAAAAAUAAAUUUUUGGAAAUUUUUUAUCUAUUAUCGUAGCUUUUCUCUCCUUAAGUAAAAGUACAUAUAAUUACAAGAAGUAUUAUCAUUACAUAACUAUAAAUCCAAACCUAAAAACAACAAAUGAUUUCUUCCAAAUCAUUAAAUUUUGACAAUGUCAUCAACAAAUUUUAUUUAUAUUUAACAUUUUUUACUUACAUGUGUAAAUCAGAUUAUAACGAUUAAAAACAUGAAAAAUAAGGGGAGAAAAGAAGCGACUAAUCAAAAACUGCUCUGUAGAAAAAUUUAGGUGUUUUCUACUAAUCUAAAGUAUUAAAAAAAAAAUACUAAUGAAAUGAAAUAAUUAAUAUCGUGUAAGAGCGAAGAAAUCAAGGGAAAAAAAUGUACGGUCAGAUAUUUUAAGUGUUUGUACAAGUAAUGCGAGAGUAUGAAAAAUUGUAAUGAAGCGUCUAAUAUUCUUGGCGCUAAAUAAAUGAGAAAAAUCUUAUAGAUCAAACAGCACACGUACCGACUAAAGCAAGAAACUCCUUAAUAUUUUUUUUCUUAGUUUAAUACUGUAAAAGCCAGCUUAUUUUCGGAUCUUACCUUAAUAUGCGAGUUAACCUUUUCACACGUUUUUUAAUUGAAAAAACUAGUUGCUCGAUGUUAGUAAAGACUUUCAUAUGCGAUUGCUCUCCCGUUCUCUCUUUCUUUCAUUCUUCAUAUUGUCCUGUUAAAAACAUACGCGCAUACAUCCAUACGCACAUACUAUUUUAUUUUACAAAAAAGUAAAUAAAAAACUAAUAUAAAUGAAGCAGAAAUAAUAAAAUGAUUAACGCUGUACUAUUUAUUAUUCUUUCAUAACAAACCAUAUCGAGAUUCAUGUAAGCAUAUAAUUAUAUACUGCAAGUGUAAAGUAAACAAUGUAAUGUUCAAAGCAGUAUUGUAUAUUUACAUAAGUUUAGACAUUAAGAAAAUUAACGCUGGCAAAAAGAAUCAGUAAGAGCUUAAUAUAGGUUAUUUAUUUUAUCAUUCAAAAGCUUGAUUCUGUAUCAGGUACUUAUUAUAAAUAUUUUACAAAAAAAAGUUUGGAAUCUAGUCCCGAAAUCUGUUCUUAUAAUUUUUGCCAAAAAUACGUAAUAAACUUAAAUUCGCAAUUGCAUCCAAAGUAAAUUUCUUUAUUUAAUUUUAUUAAUAAAAAUAUCAGACUAUUUCAUGUAAGGCUAUUACAUUCAGAUUUAGUGUGACAUUAAAAUAAAUACGACACUAUUUACUCAGAUAUAGGUUGAGUUGCGGUACAUCUUUUUUUUACCGAGACUAUAUAGCUGCCCCGUGAUAGAAAAUAACCUAACACCUCAUAAUUUUACUUGACCGACGGUUGGUAUAUUGAUGGGUUCAUCUAAGUUAAUGGAUCCUGACAAAUCAAAAAAUGUAACCUAACGGAUGCGUAUUAUAAAUCUUAUUUUAUAAAUUUAAUAUAAUAAGUUAUGACUAAGUUAUCUGCAUAGUAAUCGAUCUUUUAAAACUAUUUUUAUGAUAUUAAAAUUGUGCUGUCCGCUGAUCAACAAUGGCAGGUUUUUUCUAACGAAAAGGCGAUUUUCUAGGCUACAGAAAUUUUAACUUUUAUCUAAGGUAUGGUAUAUAAUCGCCGAAUAUUUUGUUAAUGUUUCUGCUGGGUAGUAGUCGAAUUCAAUCGCUAAUGGACUUGGAAAUAUAUCUGGUAUUUUUUUUCCUUUUUUUUUUUUUGAUUGUUUAUUUAAAUUUAGCACAAAAUAUAAAGUGCGUAUCAAUUUUAAGGACAAUGACAGUUUAAGCGUUGCAAAUAUAAAAGUGAGAGUGAAAGAGAGAGAGAGAGAGAGGGAGGAGAGAGAAAAUGGGAAAAUUUAAAGAGAUCAUUGCAUUUAGAUGAGUAAUUAGAAAAUUGUUAAACAAAAGCAUUAACAGAUGAAAGGCAAGUAAAGAAAUCUUUUCUGCUUUUAUACAAAAUUUGGUUAAUCCAUCCCUAGCGUAUCGAUAGGAUGAACAUGGUACUAUGCGAUUAAAAAAAUAUCCAAACUCAUGUUAUUAACUACAACAGUACAUACAUUCACAUGCAAAAUAUACCAAUCUGUAAACAAAAGCAGCAGAUUUUCCGCUUUUUCCGCAGAAAGUAGCACAUUUCACACUCACGGCGCAGCGAAUAUAGUAGAUUUCUUGUUCUUUUUAUAUUUAUUCACAAAGCUUUAAGGUAGAAAAAGAACACGAUGCGACCAAUGCGCUGUGAAAAAUUUCAUUGGAUUUGUAGCAGUUUGAAUAAACUGUCGGUAAAAACAGACAAACGAUUUUUUCUCGUCAUCGGCCUUCUGAAAAAACUGAAAAUUUCGAAGGUCAUACUCUUUAUCGUUUAUUGUUUUCGAAAUCACUUAAACUUCGACGAACUUUUAAAAAAAAGGAGAAAUGUGCUAUAGUCGACGCGGCAAAAUGUGAAAUAUUUUAGUCUAUAAAAAACUUCUAAAAUAUAUUACUUUUUGUUGGGAAAUUACACAUCAUAAGUUGGGCCUUUAUUCAAUGUUACUUUCUAAGGUUUCAGUAUAUUAAUUAAAUGGCAGUGGUCAAUAACAACAUGUUUUGUUCGCUGAUUUUAAUUUAUAUUUGUUUUAUUAAGUGAUCUUCGUUACAAUAUUAUAAGAGUGAUUCAGAUCAUAUAACUUUAUUUUUUACAGCUUGUAUAAAAGAAAAUCACUUAUAUUCAAAAAUAUUGCGUUUAUUGUUUAUAAUACAUGCGACAUACACGCGCGAGCGUGCACACAUACACACAUACACGCCCAGACACACGACGUCAAGUUCUGUAUUCACUCACUGUUAGCUCAUUUACCAAAGAUAAAAAAUGCGACUAUAUAGUGAAUAAUCAUGCUUUAUUUGUAAUAACAUUAACAGAUGUAUUCUGUUUGUAAUUUUUUUCCUCAUUGAUUUUUAUGUAAUAAUUAAUAAACUUUAUACCUUAA